This is a messenger RNA of Helianthus annuus (common sunflower), 1364 nucleotides long. Its product is annotated as G-type lectin S-receptor-like serine/threonine-protein kinase At1g34300. The transcript is spliced from 5 exons. NCBI's taxonomy places the organism in Eukaryota, Viridiplantae, Streptophyta, Magnoliopsida, Asterales, Asteraceae. Gene Ontology annotation, biological process: protein phosphorylation. The record is from RefSeq and is a predicted model, not a curated record. Gene Ontology annotation, molecular function: ATP binding; protein kinase activity. The coding region runs from base 42 to 1364 and encodes 440 amino acids.
UCCUGUUUUGUAAUUGUUUGCAUUUCCAAGUUCUUACUAUUAUGUCUUAUUCUCCUUCUCCUUCUCCUCUUCCUGGCGAUUUAUAUGAUAACGUAGAUGAUGUUUAUACUCUAGAUUCUUCUUCUCAUGAUCCUAUUUGGCUCAUUGUUGGUAUGUUUGGUUUUAUUCUAUUGUUAGUAUGUUGUCUGUUCUCAUCAAAUGCAAACUCCACGGAAAAGAAGGCGGAGGAAUUAGAGAAUGAUGAAUCUCGGUUUAAUUCCCUGGCCAUGGUCCAGUUCCUUGAUGACAUUGAAAAGGAAAAGCCCACCCGGUUCACCUAUCAACAACUAAGAAUAGCUACAGAUAACUUCAGCAUCAUGCUAGGUUCAGGGGGCUUCGGGACAGUUUACAAGGGAAUCAUUAGCAACAACAAGUCUGUAGCUGUGAAAGUACUAAAUGGAGCCUCUAACAAGCGAAUAGAGGAACAAUUCAUGGCAGAAGUAAGUACUAUGGGAAGAACCCAUCACUUUAAUCUUGUUAGACUUUAUGGGUUUUGCUUUGAAUCCAGUUUAAUAGCUCUUGUAUACGAGUUCAUGGUUAACGGCUCGUUGGAUAAUCACUUGUUUAAAGCGAACAAAGGAGAUAUGAUGGGGUUCGACAAGCUUCAUGAAAUUGCGGUGGGAACUGCGAGAGGCAUCGCGUACUUGCAUGAAGAAUGUGCUCAAAGAAUAGUUCACUAUGAUAUUAAACCAGGAAAUAUACUCUUGGAUUCAAAAUUUUGUGCAAAAGUAGCCGAUUUUGGUUUGGCCAAACUUUGCAAUAGGGAUAAGACCCAUAUAACUAUGACAGCAGGACGAGGUACCCCAGGCUAUGCAGCUCCUGAGCUCUGGACACCUCAUCCCAUUACACAAAAAUGUGAUGUUUAUAGUUUCGGGAUGCUACUUUUUGAGAUCAUCGGGAGAAGGAGAAAUAUGGACGUGUCUCUAGGUGAGAGCCAACAAUGGUUCCCGAUUUGGGCAUGGGGCAAAUAUGAGAAAAAACAAUUGAAAGAUUUGAUGAUAGUUUGUGGGAUUGAAGAGAAGGAUCAACAAGUGGUGGAGAGGAUGCUAAAGGUGGCUCUUUGUUGUGUUCAAUAUAGGCCGGAGGCUAGGCCGGUGAUGAGCAUCAUCGUUAGGAUGUUGGAAGGUGUGUUAGACGUCCCUGAGCCUUUAAAUCCUUUUACAUAUUUGUUUUCAGGGGCUGAUGAACCUAAUGAUUCUUUGGCUCGAAUGGCGUGGAAUGUGGGUGGUUCAGACUGGUCUUCGUCUGAAGUUGUAACAAGAUCGGUUGGAGUCAUGGAGACACCACUUAUGAAGAAAUAUGAGAUUACAAUGGCAUCUGAAUAA